This is a messenger RNA of Rhinolophus ferrumequinum (greater horseshoe bat), 3559 nucleotides long. RefSeq names its product male germ cell associated kinase (gene MAK). NCBI's taxonomy places the organism in Eukaryota, Metazoa, Chordata, Mammalia, Chiroptera, Rhinolophidae. The transcript has 15 exons. Gene Ontology annotation, cellular component: cilium; nucleus; cytoplasm. The record is from RefSeq and is a predicted model, not a curated record. Bases 366 to 2306 code for a protein of 646 amino acids. Gene Ontology annotation, molecular function: ATP binding; protein serine/threonine kinase activity. Gene Ontology annotation, biological process: intraciliary transport; intracellular signal transduction; protein phosphorylation.
GCUGGGGCCGGUAAUCCCGAGCCGGCUGCGGGGCUGCCAUCCUCUGUCCAUCCAGCCCGAGCUUGUCCUGUGACGCUGGCCGGGCAUGUCCCCGCGGCGCUCUGUCCUACCAGGGCCAACCUCUGCGGAGAAGGGGCAUAGACACUGGGUGUUCAUAAGAAUGGAAGCACUGUUUCCUUGCCGCUGUAGCUCAUGAACCUUCAGAUUCUUGGGGAAGAGCCUAUGUGAAAUGAUGACAAAUCUAUCACCAGUGUAGCAACAACAGUCUAAGGGCAAAAACAAACUUUGAAAAAAGAAGCAUUGACGUUUAUAUUCAACAAAGAAGCCAUUGCAAUCAGCAACUUCUGCGGCGUCAUCUUUCCAAGAUGAACCGGUACACAACCAUGAGACAACUGGGGGAUGGCACCUAUGGCAGUGUGCUGAUGGGCAAGAGUAACGAAUCUGGGGAGCUGGUGGCCAUCAAAAGGAUGAAGAGAAAGUUCUAUUCUUGGGAUGAAUGUAUGAACUUGAGAGAAGUUAAGUCCCUGAAGAAACUUAAUCAUGCCAACGUGAUUAAACUGAAAGAAGUUAUCAGAGAAAAUGACCAUCUUUAUUUUAUAUUUGAAUAUAUGAAAGAAAACCUCUAUCAAUUAAUGAAAGACAGAAACAAGUUGUUCCCCGAGUCAGUCAUCAGAAAUAUUAUGUAUCAGAUAUUGCAAGGGCUGGCAUUUAUCCAUAAACAUGGUUUUUUCCAUAGGGAUAUGAAACCAGAAAACUUGCUUUGUAUGGGUCCAGAACUUGUGAAAAUUGCUGAUUUUGGACUUGCCAGAGAAUUAAGGUCACAGCCACCAUAUACUGAUUAUGUGUCUACCAGAUGGUAUCGUGCUCCUGAAGUUUUAUUAAGAUCUUCAGUUUAUAGCUCUCCCAUUGACGUGUGGGCUGUUGGGAGUAUAAUGGGGGAACUAUAUACAUUAAGACCCCUCUUCCCAGGGACAAGUGAGGUCGAUGAAAUCUUUAAAAUUUGCCAAGUUUUAGGGACUCCGAAAAAAAGUGACUGGCCAGAAGGGUAUCAGCUUGCAUCCUUGAUGAAUUUCCGCUUUCCCCAAUGUGUUCCUAUAAACUUAAAAACUCUAAUUCCUAAUGCCAGUAAUGAAGCUAUUCAACUUAUGACAGAAAUGUUAAAUUGGGAUCCAAAAAAACGACCAACAGCAAGCCAGGCAUUAAAACAUUCAUAUUUUCAAGUCGGUCAAGUCUUAGGCCCUUCCUCACAUCAUCUGGAAUCGAAAAAGUCUUUAAAUAAGCAGGUGCAACCACUAGAAUCAAAGCCAUCUUUAGUUGACCUAGAGCCUAAGCCUCUGCCAGACGUAAACAAUCAGACUGCCGGCCAGCCCCCGCCGAAAUACAGCCACCAGCCACUGCAGCCCAUCCAGCCACCACAGGACAUGAGUGUCCAGCAAGAGCCAAAGCUUCAGAGUCAACAGAAACAGCCACAAACACUGUUUCCAAGUAUCGUCAAAAACAUGCCAACCAAGCCCAAUGGCAUGCUGGGGCAUAAAGGCGCUAGGCGGCGUUGGGGUCAGACAGUGUUCAAGUCUGGAGAUCAUUGGGAAGAGUUUGAGGACUGUGAUUUCGGAGCCUCCGAUUCCAAGAAGCCAAGCAUGGGAAUUUUCAAAGAAAAGAGAAGAGAUUCUCCAUUUCGGCUUCCAGAAUCAGUACCGUCAAGCACCAACCACUCAGCAGGGGAAAACAAGAGAUUACCUGCUGCUAUCUCCCUAAAAUCUGAUUCCGAAUUGUCAACCACUUCAACAGCUAAACAGUACUACUUGAAACAAUCAAGAUACCUUCCAGGUGUAAAUCCUAAGACUGUGUCCUUGAUAGCCAGUGGGAAGGAUAUAAACCCAUAUACUUGGAGAAAUCAGUUAUUUCCUAAGUCUUUGAGACCCAUUGGGGCAGAGCUUGCUUUCAAAAGGAGUAACGCAGAAAGCAUAAUUAAACCAAUUGAAAAACUAUCAUGCAAUGAAAGUUUCCCUGAAAAAUUAGAGGACCCACAAGGAAAUCUUGGAAGUUAUGCUACUUACAAUCCGUCAGGAUAUAUUCCUUCCUUUCUCAAAAAAGAAGUGGGGUCAGCUGGCCAGAGGAUACACUUAGCACCUCUCGGUCCAACAGCUUCAGAAUAUACCUGGAACACAAAAAUUGGUCGGGGGCAGGUUUCUGGACCUACUUACACGCCUACAGCCAAGAAUCUAAAGAUUGUGCCCCGUGCACAGCCAGUUCCCUCUGUGCACGGGAGGAUAGACUGGGUGGCCAAGUAUGGAGGCCACCGGUAGGAGUCCGGGAAGCCCCGUAGCACUGCUCCAGAAUCCCGACCUGGGAAGUGUCUACAGACGUCCGCUUCUACUGAGUUCUGGAAAAACUAUGCAAUAGUGGGCACUUUGAAGAGCGAAAUCACCUCCUAUUUUCUUUCCUAGAAAUUCAUGUUCUUAGCAUCGUUGCCUACAGUGCUGGUAGAUGGGUAGGACUUUACAAAGUAUUGAAUAAACUAUUUGCCAAAGUAUCCAGUAUUUAAUAUACAAAUUAAUAGCUACUAAGUAGAAUAAGAAGCUUUUUUAAAAAAAUGCCUCCAGAAAGUGUUUAUAGAGUGUUUUAGUUUUCAUUUGCUGUAUAUUUACCUAAACUACUUGAUAUUUCCUCAUUGGGCCUCAGAGGUUUGUUCUGUUUUGGUUUUUUAUAGCGAUUAGGUAGACCACAGAUGUUUGUGGGCUGUCAGUUAUAGUUCUUAUGUGGCCACGGCUCUACUCUACCAUUUGGCAGUGGCAGAAAAAUGGUAAUUUAUUAUUUUUCUACUUUGAAAUUACAGAAGCAAUAGUAAUGCCAGUCUUUAGCGGGAUGUCUUAGAAAUUUAUCAUUAACAGAGAUUUCAAAAUUACACCACCUGAUUUUAGUGGGAAGAGUCUGGUGUUUAUUUGAACCAGUACAACUGCUGUGAAUUCAUAGUAACUGUCAAACCCAAAGGCGUGAUGACUCCCAAUGAACCAAUUCAUGGUUCUCUCAGUCUUCACAUCAACAACGUUCUUGAAACUGUAAUGUGUGUCCAUCAGACUUUCAAAAUCCAUUUGUUUCCGUGUUCCUACCAGACAUAAGGGUGGGUGUGUCAGCCAGCUCCCCAGAGCACUCUUGCCGCUGCAGACCACUCACCCAGCUCUGACCUGCACACGUGCUCUGAAGAGCAAAUCCACUCAGCUGCUGUAACAGUGAUCACUUAGUACAUUUUUUGUCUUAGUUUUAUUUCUAAAUUGGUAUUUAAAAUAGACAUUUUGAACUUACGACUAUAUAAACCUGCCAUUUUAUGGACUGGGCAUUAGUACCGCACAUUCUUUUUUUAAAGAGUAAUGUCAUCAACUGAUAUUGUAUUUUAUGACUGUAACAAAUUCUAAUGUAAUUGGUGUCAUCUUGUAAACAUUAUUCAAAGGCACAUUAUAAUAAUAAUAUGGUGUUUUUGUAUAGAAGAUUCAGCUCACCUUGUGAAAAAUGUUAAAAUCUAAAGAGUAAUUUAUGUUGGGGGUAAUGGUUAUAUAUGUUU